UUCAUUUUGAAGAAAGGAAGCCGCAGUCGAAGUACAAUCGUCUUCUUUGCUUUCAUCUUGCAGUUUGUUCAUUCUAUUACACCCAAUAGGAUAACCGCCAGACACCAGAAAGCCGGUGAAGUAUAUUCUUAUACAUAGACGUGUAGAUAGCUGUAGAUUGUAGAUAUAUAUAAAAACUAGGGUUUUGAUUAAUGGAAGUGACGGGGGAGAAGAGAGAGUUGGAGAAGAAGAACUUGAACAAUACUCCAUCUCCGACGACUGAUUCCUUGACGGCAGAUAGAGAAGCCAAAGAUCUCGAACGCGUUGCACUCGAUCUCAAAGCUGGUCUUCACCCUCUCAAGCACAAUUUUGUGUUUUGGUACACUCGGCGGACACCUGGGGUUCGAACUCAAACAUCGUACGAGGACAAUAUCAAGAAAAUUGUUGAUUUUAGUACUGUCGAACGAUUUUGGGUUUGCUAUUGCCACUUUGCUCGACCAUCAACAUUGCCAAGCCCAGCUGAUUUGCAUCUUUUCAAGGAUGGCAUUUGUCCAUUAUGGGAGGAUUCUGCUAACUGCAAUGGUGGAAAGUGGAUAAUUCGUUUUAAAAAGGCUGUCUCAGGCCGCUUCUGGGAAGACUUGGUUCUGUCCCUGGUGGGUGAUCAGCUUGAUUAUGGUGAUAACAUAUGUGGUGCAGUUUUAAGUGUUCGUUCCAAUGAAGAUAUAUUGAGUGUGUGGAACCGCAAUGCAUCAGAUCAUCAGGCUGUGAUGGCACUCAGAGAUUCAAUCAAAAGACAUUUGAAGCUUCCCAGUAGCUAUGUCAUGGAAUACAAGCCCCAUGAUGCUUCUCUUCGUGACAAUUCAUCAUACUGCAAUACUUGGCUGAGAGGAUAGACUUGCAACCGCCCUCUUUGCUAUUGAAGCUGCAGGAGCUCAGAUUGCAAAGUAUUAUUUUAUUUUGUUGGUCUUUGGUCAAGCGCAAAUCAUGACAGAAAAUUGCUGACUGUGGUGCAAAGCUAAUAACCAGGGAGAAACUUCAUUCAACUUGACUGUCUGAUGUUUUAGUGUGCUAGAUUUUCUAUAUGCUUUGUGCUAAGAGAUAUUAGCGAAAUUUUUGCCUUGCAAUAUGCAUUCGCUACCAGUUUUUGAAGAAGCGAUGUUAUCUCAAGUGCAUAUUACGACAGCUCUGUCAAGUUACAUGUCA
Nicotiana tabacum (common tobacco) is the source of this 1182-nucleotide messenger RNA. NCBI's taxonomy places the organism in Eukaryota, Viridiplantae, Streptophyta, Magnoliopsida, Solanales, Solanaceae. The record is from RefSeq and is a predicted model, not a curated record.